Molecule: messenger RNA, 2902 nt
Organism: Colletotrichum destructivum
Lineage: Eukaryota; Fungi; Ascomycota; Sordariomycetes; Glomerellales; Glomerellaceae
Product: Putative major facilitator superfamily, MFS transporter superfamily
Exons: 2
Coding region: 1026-2669 (547 amino acids)
Biological process (GO): transmembrane transport
Cellular component (GO): membrane
Molecular function (GO): transmembrane transporter activity
Source: RefSeq, a predicted model, not a curated record
UUCAUCGCUAACUUGUCGCUCUCCCUCAGGCACUCUGUCCAUGAGUGAGAAUGAGACACAGUCAAGACUCUCAGCUCAACUUCUCCAGAACCCCCCUGCACGGGACAUAAACACCGUUCAGCCACAUCGUUGAGAACCGGGUUUCUGAAAAGGCGACUCAUUACUACCUCAUUCGGGGAGCCCUAGGUAGGCCAUCUGGGACAUCCCGUCGCGUUGCGGGAACCCGCGGGCGGCCCAUGAUACACACUUGCACAUAUCAAUUGGUUUCACUGCCCUUUUUUCUUAUUUGAUGUCACUCGUUCCUCUUCCUUCACGUCGGUUGAUGACGACACACACUGCUGUCAUCGUUGCGCGUCUCUCUGUCUUUUCCAUUUCCUCCGGGGCUCAUCAUUCGCGCAAAUAGAUGCAUAUCGUUCGUCUGUAGCUAGACAGGCCGCGCGCAUCCAAAAGUUCCACUCACUCACUUCACUCAUUGUCAUCCGCACACACACACACACACACACACACGCGUACCUGUAUUCAUCUCAACUCAUUUCAUCUCAUCUUCAAAGUUCAUCCGUCUUACUUUUUCCCUAUUUUCUUCAUUUCGUUUUUUUUUCUCCUUCUCCCCCCUCCACGACAACCCUAGUCGCCCGUCGUCAGCACGCCCUUAUCGCGCCAACGAUUCGUCGGUUCGUCGUCUUUUGCCCAGGGAGCGAAGUCGAGAGCUCUCGCUCGUUUCAGAGUUCAGACUGCGUGUCUGGUCCUAUCGGGCAUCGCGUCCUCCUCCCCCAGACCAGGGAUAGGAUUGCGCAACACGCAUCUCAUUCUCAGGCAUUUUGCUGUCUUUCUCUACCUCGGCCAACUCACUUGGCAUUUUCCUUCAUAUGUGUUGGAACCGCCCGCACACUCUCUCCUCCUUUCACUCUUUCGAUCACUAUUCUCCCCAGUCCUCACUGCGCUAAGCUGCCUCGGCCUGCUUGGCUCAAAACCACACAACCACAAAUCAGACCUUCCACCCCCCGUCACAGCACACGGCGCCCGAGAUGCGUCCACACACCGAUCCCGUCUCCGAUGACGACACCAUCAUCGGCGACGCCACGCCGUCCAGGACAUCGAUAGACGCCCGCAACGCUACCGAGGGUACCCCGCUCAUUGCCGGCGCCUCCUCCAAGAGACCCGGCGCCGGGCGUAGCAGGACCGACUCCCUCCUCAACGCCGCCGCCAUCCACGUGCCCAAGGUCCACAACGCCGACGCCAUCGCCGCCAUCUUCUGCGCCAUCAUCGUCCUCGGCGCCGGUGCUAGCGGCCUCUGGGUCAUCCCCAUCACCCGCCAGGUCGAGGACAUUGUGUGUCGCGAGUACUACGGCGUGCUGCACUCGGAGCAUGGCGGCCCUAUCGACGAGGCCCGCUGCAAGGAGGACGCCAUCCAGUCAAAGGUCGCCAUGCUCUUCGCCGUCUACAGCGCCCUGCAGGCCUCCAUCGGUGCCGCCGCCGCCUUCCCCUGGGGUAUCGUCGCCGAUCGUUUCGGCCGGAAAUGGGUCUUCUCCAUGGCCGUGCUGGGCAUAGUCCUCGGCCAGCUGUGGUUCCUCGUCAUUUGCGCCUUUCCCAGGACCAUCCCGAUUAAGGCCAUGUGGCUCGGCCCGUUCCUGCAGGUCAUCGGCGGCGGCAACGCCGUGCUGUCCGCCGUCGUCUUCUCCAUGCUCUCGGAUAUCACGACUUCGGAAAACAGGGCCAAAAAGUUCAUGGCUGUUCAUCUGUCGUCCAUGGCCGGAAACCUCUUCGCCCCCGCCGUCGCCGGGUGGAUGAUGGAGAGGACCGGACCCUGGGUUGUUGAAUGGAUAUCCGUGACCGGCUUCGCGACGCUCUUCUUCACCAUCCACCUCAUCCCGGAGACGAAGACGGCGGCCCAGGUGCUGCCGGACCCCAUCGCGGACGAGCCCGAGGCUGAGUCGCCCGUUGUCGGCACCAUCCAGCACACGCUCCACCGCCUCCGGGAGUCUCUGAGCCUCCUCGCAUCCCCCUCCCUCGUCAUGCUGCUCGUGGCGACGCUCAGCUCGUACCCAGUUGUGCUGUCGACCUUACAGUUCAUGACCAUCUUCGCCUCGAAGCGCUACCACGUCUCGCUGUCCCAGACGGGCUAUCUCUUGUCGCUCUACGGCCUGGGCGUCUUCUUCACCAUCGUCGCCAUCCUGCCGGGCGUCUCGAAGCUGCUCGCCUCCCCCAAGACGCCGGAGCCCCUGCGUUUCACUGAUGACAACAGACGCGACCUCUUCCUCGCCCGCGUGUCGUCCGUCGCGCUUCUCCUCGGCGCCCUGAGCAUGGCCGCAUCGCCGACUAUCGGCGCCUUCAUCGGCGGCCUCGCGAUAUUGUCUCUUGGCUCGGGCUGGGGCAGCUAUGUGCGCAGCCUCUGCGCCGUGUACGUCGACGCCGCGCACCGAACGCGUCUGUACUCCAUUAUCUCGGUCGUCGAGACGGUGGGCAUGACGUUCACAGAGCCCAUGCUCGCCGGGCUUUUCAGCCUGGGUAUGAGGCUCGGGGGCCUCUGGAUCGGAUUGCCGUACGUGGGCGUGGCUGGUUUCUGCAUCGCUGCCCUGGGGCUGCUUCUCUUUGUGAGGCUUCCGCCGCCGAAGGGCAAGGGCGCGCACGCGUCUGGCGAUGAUGCCAGGGUCGAGCCUCAAGCUCAGUGAUGAGCAAGCUACCCCCCUUCCCUCUUCUAAAAGGAAAUUUCCUUUUCUCGAUUCAGUUUGGCGCCCGGCGAUACCAUGGAUGGACGUAUUAGAGCGAUGGAUUAUUAGGAACAACUGAGAACAUACUAGAUGACUGUUACUGGAGGUUGCGCAGAAAUUACAGGAAUCUCUCGGUAGCAUUGCUUUGGACUACGAACCGAGUUCGCUCUGGUGCUCCCUAUUCACUCGUGACC